AUGUCGCAGCCAACAGGCCUGUUCAGCGUGCGGCGCCCUCGCGAAACCUUAGGCAACAUCCAGAACUUCAGUGGGAUCCCACAGCCUGCGUCCGCGGUCAAGCGCGUGUCUUCGAGCCAUGAACUACGAAAUGCGCCUUACACGGCCUCGCAUGUACGAUCGACAUCGAUAAACCAAAGCAUUCAGCGCCCAGCGCAGCCCAAUUUUCACCGAUCCUCAUCCGGCGGGAACCUGGCCGACAUGGGCAUAUCAACUGUGCGAAGGUCAGCGUCAAACAACGUCUUCGGAAGCGCGCACACGGGACGACAGAGUCUGGCACCCAACCAGCUAUUCGGUCCACAAACACCAGCGACGCAAAGCCUACAGCGCCGAAGCAGUAUAUUCUCACGGCCAUCCGCCCACGGGCCCGUCGCGCACCAAUCCUUCUUCUCACAACCUCCGGCCCCGACCGGCGCGCCGAAAGACCCACGACCACUGAGGGACUCGUCGUAUAGGGCGCGACUGAGUCAGGAGCUGCUAGACUACCUGACGCAGAACAACUUUGAGCUGGAGAUGAAACACUCGUUGACACAAAACUCGGUCAAAUCGCCCACACAAAAGGACUUUACGCUCAUGUUCCAGUGGCUCUAUAAGCGAAUUGAUCCAGGGUACCGAUUUCAGAAGGGCAUCGACACCGAGGUCCCGCCGAUCAUGAAGCAACUACGUUAUCCCUACGAAAGAGACAUCACCAAGUCACAUCUAGUAGCGGUCGGUGGACAAAACUGGCCACGCUUUCUGGGCCUGCUACACUGGAUGAUGCAACUGGCGCAAAUGCUGGACAAUUUCUCGCGCGGUGCCUACGACGACGCAUGCGCCGAAGCCGGCAUCGACGUGUCCAGCGACCGCAUUGUGUUCCGAUUCUUGUUCGGCGCCUACCAGGACUGGCUACAGAUGGGCCCCGAGGACGACGAGGAGAGCGAAGACGCAGCACUCCAACCGCACAUCCAGGCGAUGAACGAGGAAUUCGAACGCGUCAAUGCCAAACACGUCGAAGAACUCAAAAUGUACGAGGCCGAGCACGAAGCACUGAAAGCACAGAUUGAAGAAUUCGAACGCAAUGCACCGGACAUUGCAAAACUCGACAAACACUUCAAGAUCUUGGAAGAUGACAAGAAGAAAUUCGAAGAAUACAACGCAAAUGUACAGGCCAAGAUUGAAAAGUACGAUUCACGGAUCAAGAUCCUCGAGGCGGAAAUCCAACGAACAGUAGCGGACUUGCAAGUAGUCGAACAAGAAAGACAAGGUCUACAACAAUCUGUCGACCGACAGGGUCUCAACAUCCAGGACAUUGACCGGAUGAACACGGAGCGGGAACGACUGACCAAAUCCCACGAAGACGCCGUGGCAGCACUGGAUGAACUCAACAAACAAGUGUUAGAGAAAGAGGCCGAAACAGCCCGCAAGCUCGAGGACCUUGAAGCGGUGGUGAAGCGGUACAAUUCUCUAGGAUACCAAUUAUCGCUGAUUCCUUCGACGGCCGUCAACGCCAAAGGAGCCGACUACGAACUACGGCUUAACGUGUCCGAAAACAGCAAGUUUUUGUCAACGUCGCAACAACGUUCAUCAUCAUCAUCAUCUUCUUCAAGACGACACGGCUCAUCGACGACGGCGGCAGAAGCAUCUGGAGGCUCCACGGAUAGGCUUCUAGCCGACCACAACGUCGGAUACUCGCCCAUCCACCUAUUAAAUCUAGAUCUUCGCGGCGCCGUUCGCAACGCAUUCAUCGCUUUACGCAAGGAAAUCAACGAACGGCGCAAAGCCGCUGCGGACGCCGACCUCAACGCCCGCGACUUUCUCGACAACAUCUCGGAAGCCCUACACGAGAAAAACACCGAGAUCGACAACCUCAAUUACCGCGUCAACGAGGCCAGUCGCUUAUAUGCCAGCCUCAAGGAAAGCAAUAAUACAAUCUACACGCAGCAGACGAGUGCGAUUGAGAAACUCGAAAAGGAACUCGCUCGCAUGCGUGAGGGUUUGGAGAGAGGUGUGGUCGAGCUUGAACAGCGCGAAAUCGAGGUCCAGGUUGCUUGGGAGUCGAUGCGGGAAGAGGCCGCCCGCGUCCGUGAGGAAUUGCAUUCCGGUGUCGAGCGGUGUCUGGAAGAUGUUAUUCGGUUCAAGGUCCAUAUCCAGAAGGGGCUGGAGGAGUUUGAGGGCUGGGUUGGCGAGGAGGUCGAGUUGGAGCUGUUGGGGGAUGAGAUGGAGGAUAUGGGUUUGGAUGAUAAGGAAGGGAAGAAGGAGGAUGGGGAGAAGUAG
Messenger RNA from Exophiala dermatitidis NIH/UT8656, 2292 nucleotides. RefSeq lists its product as uncharacterized. The record is from RefSeq and is a predicted model, not a curated record. Lineage: Eukaryota; Fungi; Ascomycota; Eurotiomycetes; Chaetothyriales; Herpotrichiellaceae. Gene Ontology annotation, biological process: attachment of mitotic spindle microtubules to kinetochore. Gene Ontology annotation, cellular component: Ndc80 complex. Bases 1 to 2292 code for a protein of 763 amino acids. The transcript has a single exon.